AUGCCCAGCCUCACCUCCACCGCCGUCCUCGACGCCACUAACAUCGAGCUGUUGCGUCAGAAGCUCGCGGAAGAUGUUCGAGUGGAGAAAUACACCCCCCUAGCCCCCCCGGAGCUAGUGCAAUACGAGAUCGGCCUCAGCGCGCAAUCCCUUCGCACCGUACUGAACAGCCGCAUCGAAGCCCGCAACAUUAUCCGGCAGGCCUCCGAUCGGCUGCUCGUACUCGUGGGCCCAUGCAGCAUCCACGACCCGGAGAGCGCGUUGGAAUACGCCACGCGGCUGCGAGUGCUCGCCGGCGAACUGCAAGAGGAGCUCUGCAUCGUGAUGCGGGCAUACUUGGAGAAGCCGCGCACGACCGUCGGGUGGAAGGGGCUGAUCAAUGACCCAGACGUCGACGACUCGUACAACAUCAACAAGGGGGUGAAAGUGGCGCGCACGCUGCUGGCCGAGAUCACUGACAAGGGAAUGCCCGUCGCCUGCGAGAUGCUGGACACCAUCUCGCCGCAGUACACGGCCGACUUGAUCAGCGUCGGGGCGAUCGGGGCGCGCACGACGGAGUCGCAGCUGCAUCGCGAGUUGGCCUCCGGGCUGUCCUUCCCGGUGGGCUUCAAGAAUGCCACCGAUGGGUCGGUCGGCACGGCGGCGGACUCGCUGCAGUCGAUGCGCGGCAAGCAUCACUUCAUGGGGACCACGAAGCAGGGGAUGAUUGCCAUCACGAGUACCCGUGGGAACCCGGAUGGGUUCGUGAUCCUGCGGGGUGGCAGUCGUGGCCCCAACUAUGAUGCGGAGAGCGUCCAGGCGACCAAGAAGAUCCUGCAGAAGAAGGGUGAGCGGGAGGUCGUUAUGGUGGAUUGUUCGCAUGGGAACUCCCAAAAGGACCACCGCAACCAACCCAAGGUGCUGCGCGCCAUCGAGGAGCAGCUCCGUCAGGGCGAGCGCGGCAUCAUCGGUGUCAUGGUCGAGUCCAACAUCCGGGAGGGUAACCAGAAGCCUGCUGCGCGUCUGGAGGGCUGUGAGAAGGGCGUUAGCAUCACGGAUGCUUGCAUUGACUGGGAGACCACGGAGGCUUCGUUGCGCUCGCUGGCAGAUGCUGUGCGCGAGCGUCGGGCUCGGGUGGCGCCUGGGACGCCGUGA
Messenger RNA from Aspergillus saccharolyticus JOP 1030-1, 1134 nucleotides. Its product is annotated as 3-deoxy-7-phosphoheptulonate synthase. Gene Ontology annotation, biological process: aromatic amino acid biosynthetic process. NCBI's taxonomy places the organism in Eukaryota, Fungi, Ascomycota, Eurotiomycetes, Eurotiales, Aspergillaceae. Gene Ontology annotation, cellular component: cytoplasm. The record is from RefSeq and is a predicted model, not a curated record. The transcript is spliced from 3 exons. Gene Ontology annotation, molecular function: 3-deoxy-7-phosphoheptulonate synthase activity. Bases 1 to 1134 code for a protein of 377 amino acids.